CUGCAGUGGAAUCCGACGAUAUCGGCCACCUUGGGCUCAUCGUCGCUCACGUCACGGUCCCGCGGGCUGCCCCACUUUCUCAACUAUUCAUAACUGCCUGCCUGCUGCUCCGGCAACAAGGCAUCCCAUCCCCAACCACCCAUGCUCGCCCUCGUAUUCAUCACUUCAGUCCUCUCGCUGGCCAACCAAGGCUGGGCCAGCCCCACCGUCGCCCCGACGGGCCUCAACCAGACGGGCCUUCCGCCGUGUGCGGCAGGCUCAUCGCAGUCGCCGUUGUUGGACUGCGUCGGCGCAGGAUUCAGCAGCAACGACACUAAGAUCACCUGGCCGAACAGCACCUCGGGCUGGGCGGUGGGCGAGCGCCCCGCAGUGCAGUGGGAAACGAGCACUUCGUACACCACCGGCUGGGUAUGGCUGUACAACCGCAAUGUCAGCGUUCUUCCUCAGCGCGUCGCGCUGUUCGGAGCCUGGGAGCAGUGGAAGGACGGCGGCGCGUCGUCGCCUUUCCCCAUCAACGCCGACCAGACACCACCCGCGCCUGGGUACUGGUUCGUCAUGCGCGGCGUGGCGACCGACUCGGACGGCACACCCAAAGGCAACGAGUCGUGGGUUCUCGCCACCAGCCAGGAGUUUGAGAUCAAGCCCAAGGGCUCCAAGGUCGACUAUCCGCCCGCGUACGCCUCCUUGGCGAAGCCCUCUGGCGCAGAGCGGAUGGCAGUCGGCGCGCCGCUUGCCGCCGUGCUCGUGGCCGCUGCCAUGAGCGUGUUGUAGAAGGGGUUGGUUUGUCUUUAUGCCCAUCAUUGCAAUGUCAUAAUCUGCCACCA
This is a messenger RNA of Vanrija pseudolonga, 824 nucleotides long. RefSeq lists its product as uncharacterized. The record is from RefSeq and is a predicted model, not a curated record. Bases 142 to 771 code for a protein of 209 amino acids. The transcript is spliced from 2 exons. Lineage: Eukaryota; Fungi; Basidiomycota; Tremellomycetes; Trichosporonales; Trichosporonaceae.